This is a messenger RNA of Zingiber officinale, 3322 nucleotides long. Its product is annotated as F-box/LRR-repeat protein 15-like. The transcript has 17 exons. Gene Ontology annotation, molecular function: protein binding. Bases 432 to 2969 code for a protein of 845 amino acids. Lineage: Eukaryota; Viridiplantae; Streptophyta; Magnoliopsida; Zingiberales; Zingiberaceae. The record is from RefSeq and is a predicted model, not a curated record.
UCUCCUUCUCUCUCUCUCUCUCUCUCUCUCCCCCCUCAACUCGGUUCUCGAAAUCGACGACUACGAGGUUUCAAAAAGCGGAGCGAGAGGACGAGCGGGGGGCGUCGAUUGUCGGAGGAGGAGAAGCAAGACAGGGCGAUUUCCAGACUCAGAUUCAUCAUUACGAUCCGACCAUCGACGAGGUUUUGCGAAGCGAUCAAGAGGGCAAGCGGCGCGUCGAUUUUUGGAAGAGGAGAAGAAAGAGGGCGAUUUUAGUUUCAGAUUCAUCGUUACGAUCCAAUCAGCUCCUCCGGAAAUCCGAUCUUCGAUAGUCGCGAAGGAUCUACAUUUUCUGUUAUUUUUUUUGGCUUUUGACCCCCUUCUUGUUUCUCUAACGUGAAGUGCCUACCUCUUCUACUGAACCAGUUGUACCAGCAUCUGCUAUUGAUUUUAUGACACUAAGUUCAUCAUAUCAACCUGAAGAAAUGAAAGGUCAGAGCUCCAGCACUCUACCAGAUGAUGGAAAUAACAAAUCCGAUGGUGGGGUUGCUUAUGGGGAUAUCUCAGGUACUAGAAAUACUGAGGAUGUGGAGUUCAGGAUGGAUCUUUCGGAUGAUCUACUGCAUCUGGUGUUCUCUUUCCUAGGACAAAAAGAUUUGUGUAGAGCUGGGUCUACAUGUAGGCAGUGGUUGGUAGCUAGCACAAAUGAAAAUUUUUGGAGGUGCCUAAAGUUUGAAAAUACAAGGAUCUCCAUACAGAACUUUAUUUCUAUUUGUGAUCAUUACCCUAAUGCUACUGAACUGAGUAUGAAUGGCACACCAAAUUCUGAUGCCCUUGUCAUUCAUGCAAUGAAUUCUCUGAGGGGACUUCAAACCUUAAUCUUGGACAAGGGGCAUUUUAGUGAUGUUUUUUUUCAUACAUUGACGAGCUGUCCUGCAUUAACUAGUUUGAAAAUUUCUGAUUCAUCGAUUGGCAAUGGUAUUCAAGAUGUAACUGUAUACCAUGAAAAUUUACACAACUUGCAGAUGAUAAAAUGUAGAGUUCUCCGAGUUAUUAUCAGAUGUCCUCAGCUACAAACUUUGUCUCUAAAGCGCAGCAGCAUGGCCCAUGCUUUGCUUACUUGCCCACAAUUAAAUGUGCUGGAUUUAUCAUCCUGCCACAAAUUAUCAGAUACUACAAUUCGAACUGCUGCUAUGUCAUGCCCUUUAUUGGCAUCAAUAGACAUGUCAUCUUGCUCUAGUGUCACUGAUGAAACCAUACGCGACAUAGCUUCCACAUGUCCAAACAUAUGCAUGUUUGAUGCUUCAAACUGUCCAAAUAUUUCAUUAGAGGCUGUGAGAUUCCCAAAGUUAAUGGAUUUAAGGCUUGAAAGCUGUGAGGGUAUAGUAUCUGCUUCUAUGACUGCAAUAUCAUACAGUGUGAUGUUAGAGUCAUUGAAGCUCGAUAACUGCAGCAUGCUUACUGCCAUGACACUUGAUAUGCCAAAGCUGCAGACUAUAAGUCUCGUUCACCUGCGCAAAUUUGUUUAUUUAGAUUUGCGGAGUCCUGUGCUCAAGCAGAUCAAAAUUUCUAGGUGUUCAGCACUUCAAGACAUAAGUAUCACUUCAAAUGUUCUUCAGAAACUGGUGUUGCAAAAACAGGAAAGUUUGGCUUAUUUGUCUCUGCAAUGCCAAAGCUUGCUAGAACUGGACCUUAGCAAUUGUGAUUCUUUGACAGAUUCUCUUGAAGUUUUCAAUAGUGAGGGAGGUUGCCCCAAGUUGAGAUCAUUAAUUCUUGACAAUUGCCAGAGCUUAAUUAUAAUCAAUAUCAAAAGUUAUACUCUAGUCUCUCUAUCCUUGGAUGGGUGUCGUGCCAUCACUACCCUUGAACUGUCAUGUCCAAAUCUUCAAGAACUAAAUCUUGAUGGUUGUGAUCACCUUAAAAAAGCUUCAUUUAGCCCGGUUGGCCUUGAGUUGCUUGAUUUGGGUAUCUGUCCACGAUUAAGUGUUCUGCAGAUUGAAGCGCCAAGCAUGCAAGUGUUAGAGCUUAAGGGAUGUGGCAUACUGUCUGAGGCUUAUAUUAGUUGUUCUUGUUUGAAGUCCUUGGAUGCUUCCUUCUGCAGGAACUUAAGUGAUGAAUCAUUGUCUAGAACAGCUAGAUCUUGCCUGCAGAUUGGAUCUUUGGUCCUUUCAUCAUGCCAAUCUGUUGCAUUUGAUGGGCUAUCUUCCUUGCAUUUGCUUCGACAUCUGGUUCUACUGGAUCUGUCCUAUACCUUUGUGACAGACUUACAACCUGUUUUUGACAAUUGUUUUAAGUUGGCGGUCUUAAGGCUCUCUGCGUGCAAGUACCUCACAGAUUCCUCCUUGGGUGCCCUGUAUAAGGAGAGUGCACUUCCAGCCCUAUGCAAAUUAGAUCUGUCAUACUCAUCUGUUGUGCAGCUUGAUAUACUAAAUAUUCUCGCUCAAUGUACGAAUUUGGCUCAUCUGAAUUUGAAUGGCUGUGCAAAUAUGCAUCAACUUGUCUGGAACAGAAGUUAUUGCAAUUUAUCUCAAAAAUCUGUCAAUGUCUGUUCACCUUCCCCAUUGAAAGACAAUGAGAAGGAUGUCUACCUGGAGACUGGCCAUCUGCUUGAAAUUUUGAACUGCACCGGUUGUCCAAACAUUACAAAAGCCCUUAUUUCUUCAAGUGCCAAUUGUUUUUAUUUAUCAAAAAUAAACCUUAAUUUAUCUAUAAAUCUGAAGGAGGUAGAUUUGGCAUGUGGAAGCCUUUGUAUGCUAAACAUAAGCUAUUGUAAUUCCCUGGAGUUCUUGAGGCUCAAGUGUCCAAGGCUAAACAAUCUCUGGCUUCUGGCUUGCAGCAUGCUAGCUGAAGAAGAGUUAGAAACUGCCAUUUCUGAGUGUCCCACACUGGAAAUUAUGAACAUCGACUCUUGUCCUAAGAUACGUGCUAAGGAUUUGACCAAAUGGCAUGCGAUAUGCCCGAGUCUCAAACGAAUACAAAGCUGCGUAUAGAAGCUGUUUUCCAGCAGGCAAUCCUUCGAGUGCAGCUAUAGGAGCAGCCACUUUGUGCCCCCUUUUUUUUAAGAUGUACAUAAUUUGAAUGUGUUGUUUUUCGCUAUUUGAGGCUAUCUGGUGCAGAUGCACACUAUCAUGUUUGCUUUGUAGCUUCACUCUACUGAUCUUUCAUCUUUUUUCUAUUUUUUCAUUGUAAAGAGGGAGGUAGGGAGAAUAAUAUGUAGCAAUACGGUGAAAAGUUAUAGUUCGUAGACACAAUUGGAGAACCUUGUGAAAACUGAAACAGACAGAAAGCUUGCCCUGGAAAAUAAAACAAUAAUGCAGUUCCCUGCAUGAUGUUUCAUUGACAA